Messenger RNA from Haplochromis burtoni (Burton's mouthbrooder), 5270 nucleotides. Its product is annotated as neuronal PAS domain-containing protein 3. Lineage: Eukaryota; Metazoa; Chordata; Actinopteri; Cichliformes; Cichlidae. Gene Ontology annotation, molecular function: protein dimerization activity; DNA-binding transcription factor activity, RNA polymerase II-specific; RNA polymerase II transcription regulatory region sequence-specific DNA binding. The transcript has 13 exons. The record is from RefSeq and is a predicted model, not a curated record. Bases 926 to 4123 code for a protein of 1065 amino acids. Gene Ontology annotation, biological process: regulation of transcription by RNA polymerase II.
UUGAAUGGGGAGAGGACAGUCGAGCUGGUUUGUCUGUUCAGAAAACAGAUUGGAGAGAAAAUACUCAACGCACUUUCGCACAGACACCUGAUGAUGACUAAACACUUCGCUCAAGCACAGCUCCUUUAUUUGCACUUAAAGAGACUCUUCGGGCUUCGCAGCUCUUGCGUCUUUUUGGGCACAGAAACCCGCACUAUUUCGUCUCAAUUCCCAAAAGCUCGUGCUGCUGAGAGCCGCGCGCUCACUGGCUGACAGACUGACUGCUCCACUCCAGGUCUGCUCUUCCCACAACACUCACAAGACCAACCGGCACACACCCGGCGGAGGAGAGCCGGGGGACGGGAUGCCGGCGGCGGUGCCCGCGUGAGAGAGAGGAGAGUCCGGAGCUCCUGCACCGGCAGACAGCAGCACAAACACGGCUGUCCGCCGGUCUCCAGUCGGUGAAAUAAUCACCUCUUACAUCCACCGACCCCGCUGAUUGCUGAGCAGGUGGAAAGAGAAGAGGCAGACUGCGCGCACUCCGGGACCAUGAUCCGGAGCAGCACACGGGUUAUUUCUCAAGGAUAAAGCCGAGAGGAGGAGAAAGAAGAGGAAACAAUUAAGGAAAAGGUUUAUUAUAUUUUGUCUUUGCGCUUUAUACACUCACUCUUCUCAGCUAUCUAAUGAUUCACUGAAUUGUGACUGUUUUACGCACCAUGAUCCGGAUUUGCUUGAGAGUUAUUUUCAAAGGUUAGAAAGAGAGGAGGAAAAAGAAGAAGAAGACAAAUCAACAAAAAGAAGCUUGUUGUUUAUCUUUAAUUGCUGAAUCAAUACCUCCAUUGAUCCCAUUGAUCCCAGUAUUCGGUGACUGGUCUGUGUUGGGAGAAAGCGCCGGAGGAGGUUUUUAAAGUAGAGAAGCGGGAGCGCAUCGGAGACGACGGGGACCAUGAUCAGGAUCUUCCCGGAUUUCAGCGUCCAGGUGACGGCUUCGGCGGCCGGAGGAACCGGAGCUGGAGGAGGAGGCGGCGGAGGGGGGAUGGUGACCGGACCCCCGGUGGGUCGGGUGCCCGUGCCGGUACCCGGAGCCACGAACGGGACCCCGCAGAGCGUGCAGGGAAUCACCGCCUACCAACAAAGUGACCCCUACUGGGAGCGGCCAGCUAAUGCAGGCAGCUGCUCCGCCGCCCGGCCCAAGACCCUUCACCUGGCCGGCCAGCAGCAUACCUCCUCACCAUGGCUGCAGGCUCUGAGGAAGGAGAAGUCACGGGACGCGGCAAGGUCGCGUCGGGGAAAAGAGAACUUUGAGUUUUAUGAACUGGCCAAGAUGCUGCCACUGCCAGGUGCCAUCACCAGCCAGCUGGACAAGGCCUCCAUCAUCCGGCUCACCAUCAGCUAUCUGAAGAUGAGGGAUUUCGCCAACCAGGGAGACCCACCGUGGAACCUGCGAAUUGAGGGACCUCCGCCCAACACCUCGGUCAAAGCUAUCGGUACCCAGCGGAGGAGAAGUCCCAGCGCCAUUGCCUCUGAGAUCUUCGAACCUCACCUAGGAAGCCACAUUUUACAGUCUCUGGAUGGGUUUGUAUUUGCACUAAACAAAGAGGGGCGCUUCCUCUACAUCUCUGAGACGGUUUCCAUCUACCUGGGAUUGUCACAGGUGGAGCUCACUGGUAGCAGUGUGUUUGACUACAUCCACCCUGGCGAUCAUGUGGAGAUGGCAGAGCAGCUUGGGAUGAAACUUCCUCCAGGCCGAGGGAUGUCUCUAUCCCAGGGAGCAGUCAACGAAGAUGGGGCUUCUUCGGCUUCUUCAUCGUCACACUCUGAGACGCCCGAACCAGUCGAAUCCAGCAGUCCCAGUCUUCUGGCUCCUGAUAACUCCUUGGAACGGUCCUUCUUCAUCCGGAUGAAAUCUACACUCACAAAGAGAGGCGUGCACAUCAAGUCCUCAGGAUAUAAGGUGAUCCACGUCACAGGGCGCCUGCGGAUCAGGAUGGCUCUGACGCACAGCCGCUCAGUGCCCAAUCAGAUCAUGGGGAUGGUGGCGGUGGCUCACGCUCUCCCGCCGCCAACAAUCAACGAGGUUCGCAUCGACUGCCAAAUGUUCGUGACCCGAGUCAACAUGGACCUAAAGAUUGUCUACUGUGAGAACAGAAUCAGUGACUACAUGGACCUGACUCCAGUGGACAUUGUGGGGAAGAGGUGCUACCAGUUUAUUCAUGCUGAAGAUGUGGAGGGGAUCAGACAGAGUCACCUUGACUUGAUGAAUAAAGGCCAGAGUGUGACAAAGUAUUACCGGUGGAUCCAGAAGAAUGGUGGUUACAUCUGGAUCCAGUCCAGUGCCACCAUCGCUAUCAAUGUGAAAAACGCCAGCGAGAAGAACAUCAUCUGGGUCAACUACGUUCUCAGUAAUCCAGAGUAUAAAGACACACCCAUGGACAUUGCCCAGCUGCCAAACCUGCCUGAGAAAGCUUCAGAGUCGUCUGAAACUUCAGACUCUGAGUCCGAGUCCAAAGAAAACUCAGACAACGAGAACACCAAGGCAGAGGAGAAGCCCGGCCACCAAACAGAACACAGUGAGGACCCAGAGACAGACAGCAAACGUCAGCAGCAACCCGGCCAGUCACACUGUUCAUCUGAACAAGAAAUGAAGCGCCAAGAAGAAGGAGAUAGCUCAAGUAACCCUGAGAGCCAGGACAGUGAUGACAGUCUGGAACCUUCAGAUGGAGAGGGUGAGGAGCAAGAAGAGGCUGGCAGAGGAGGUGGAGGUGGAGGUGGAGGCAGGUUGGGAAGGUUAGCAGGGCUUGGAGGAUUAGGGAGUCUGGGUGCCAUCGGUGGACUGGGUAACCUAGGUGGGCUUCAUAUUAAAGUAGAGCACUACGGAGAAGGGGAAGACGUACAGCUGCGUAGCUCCCAAACGUCUUCAUCAGAAGAGGAAGGAGAAGAAGAAGAGGAGGAUGAAGAAGAUGACGAGGAUGACAAUGGGUGCGUGCAAGAUUGUGACAGUGUCAAUGCUGGUAGCAAGCUGCAGAAAAGGCGAAAGAGGAGGAAAGUGCAGAAAUGGGAUGGCUCACGAAGCAGGAGGCUUCGUCUGUCUUCAACUACACCCAGUCCCAUAGCAAUAGGCGAUACCACUCCGCUAGUCGACCCCUCCCAAGCCACAACCGCAACCUCCACCCAUCUCUUAGCCUCAUCUGGCUCCCCAAACAGUGCAAAUGCAGCAUCCUCAGUUCUGAAGAUUAAGACAGAGAUGGCAGAACCAAUAAACUUUGACAAUGACAGCAGCAUCUGGAACUACCCUCCCAACAGGGAAAUUUCCAGAAACGAGUCUCCAUACAGCAUGACCUCCAAGCCAUCUGCUCCAGGGAGCCACGAGACCUUCCCCUCACCACAGGGAGGAUCUCUCCAGGUAGCCAUUCCUGACUCUGUCCUCACCCCUCCUGGAACUGAGGGAGGAGCAGGAGGAGUGAGGAAACCCCCUUACAAUGGAAGCUCAGCCCCAUCCUCUGCCUCCAGCGCUGUAAGCUUAGCUCCUCCUUCCAGCGCCUCCUCUGCCGACCCCCUAUCCCCUCCCCUUUCUGCAUCCCCACGGGACAAGCAACAAGGCACUCCCACCACCUCUUCUUCCUCAUCUUCUUCUUCAUCCUCCUCAACCUCUUCUUCUUCACUGCUGUACUCUGGGGACCUUGAAGCACUUCAGCGCCUGCAAGCUGGUAACGUGGUGCUUCCGCUGGUCCACAGAGUCACAGGUACUCUGGCCUCCACCAGCACGACAGCUCCACGGGUCUACACCACUGGGACCAUCAGGUAUGCGCCAGCGGACGUAACUCUGGCUAUGGCACAAGGCAACCUCCUCCCUAAUGCUGCCAUGAACUUUGUUGACGGCUCAGGGUUCGGCCUGGACCCUAAGACACCCAUGGAGAUGCUCUACCAUCAUGUCCACAGGCUCAACAUGUCUGCUGCGGCAGCUGCUGGCCCCUUUGUCGGAUCUCCUACUGCCACAGGUGGGAACGGUGCCCUUGGAGGUCAGAUGCCAACAACAGCCAAUGUUUUCACCACGGCAGAGGGACUGUUCUCAACGCUACCAUUCCCAGUGUACAGCAACGGGAUCCAUACCACGCAGACAACACUGGAGAGGAAGGAGGAUUAGCAGAAAGUAUCCAAGACCGCAUUACUGUGUUUUCGGAAUCAACAACUGUGUCAAAGACUGCUCACUAGUAAAUAAAAAUGAAAGACUAUUUACUUGUUUUAUCAACACGGUUUAGCACUGUGUUUCCGAGAGAAGAGAAAGGAAAGGAUGACAGAUGUACUCUAGCACUUUGAAUCUCAGAAACUGAGCUUGCGUAACAGACGUGACCCUCAAACUUGUCCCCCUUUUCUAUCUGUUUUCUCUCUCCUCCUCAUCCUCUUCUCCUCUCUCAGUCUCUCGCUUUGCUCCCGUUUCUUGCGAUCAGCAACUCUUUUCUCUUGAACAAAAAAACCCCAGACUAUUCUUUAUUGUAAAGAACCCCUUUUUUGCCUACAGAGAAUUCAUAUUGCCUAAGGACUCAGUUGGAGCCUGAUGGGGAUAAUUUUUAUUAUUUGACUUGUUUCUGUUGCAUCUUUAUAAAGAUGUGGAUUGUGUGUAUUUAAAGGAGGACGGUACAGGGAUUUGUAACAGACAGAGAACUCUAUGUGGCGUUCCUUCUUAUGUAUCUUGAUGUGAUCAAGGCUUGAAAAGAACGUUUUUAAACCGAGAGGACGGUGCUCUCUUGCGCCCCACAAAGGUCUCAGAGAUAAUCUUUUGAAAAAAGGUUUUUUGAGAAAGUUUCUCAAUUGAGGGAAUAGUUUAGUGAAUUAAUGCUGUUUUUUUCUUUUACUUUUAUCCUUUUUUUUAUAUAUAUAAAAUAUUCUAGCUCAGAUUUCACUUACGAAUCAAGCAUUAAAAAGAAAAACAAAAAAAAAAGCAAUUUCAGCCGGGUAAUGACCUGUGAAUUAUCGAAUGUUACUACUUCCUCUUUUAUCCCAGGAGUUUACCUACAGGUCUCGCACCAAACAUAGCCUCCUCUACACCUCUUCCCAUCUCAAUCUGUCGCUCUCUCUCUUAUCUUUCACGCUGUCUGCCUGACCUUUCAUGUUUCUGUCCACAUUUCUUCCUGUCAAUUCUACAGAUUUGUGGUGCUACCGACCGUCCAGUAACCCUGAUUCAGCUGGCUGAUGUGGGUACUGUAAACAAACCCACAGCUCGUUGAUAGACUGAUAUCAUUUUUUUUAUUUUUUAGAGGGGGGGAAAGAUUUUAAAGUUUGUUUUUGUUUGU